GUAUGCAGAAGGGACACUUCUGCUUUUUAUUUGGAGCUUCUGAGGAGAUAAAGAGCUGGAAAGGACAACUUGUUCCUCAUCUUCGAUUCCCUUCACCUGCAUCACCACCUGUCUGGGGAAUAGACAUCAUCCCAAAACAAGGUUUUAAUUUAAACCUUCAUCACUUCCUUUCAAGAUGAAUAAUCAGGAGGUGACUUAUUCAAACUCAAGAGUUUUUGAGACUUCUUCAGAGUCACAGAAUCCAGCCAGUACUGAGGAGACUCAAGGUCGCAGAGAGGUUGGAGAAAAAGUGGCUCUCGGGAUCCUUUGCUUACUUUUGAUGAUGGCAAUCUCAGUGUGGCUGAUAUACAUUUUUCAGUAUAGUCAAGAAAAUCAUGAAUUGAAGAAAACUCUAAAUAAUUGCCAUCAAAAAGAAUUCAACAUCAAGCAAAAUGACAGCUACUUAAAGGAUGAAAUGUUGAGAAACAAGUCUAUAGAACUUGAGGCCCUCAAAAAGUAUCUGGACUCCCUCAACAGAAAACAGAACAGAUGCCAUGGGGAAACUAAAGUUGUUUUAGAUUGCAAACAGCCCUCAGGUAAACAUGUUGAAGCAGAGUGGUUCUGCUGUGGCAUAAAAUGUUAUUAUUUCAUUAUGGACAAGGAAAGCUGGAAUGGAUGCAAGCAGACCUGCCAGGACUGCAGCUUAUCCCUUUUGAAGAUAGAGGAUGAUGAUGAACUGAAAUUCCUUCAGCUACAAAUUAAUCCAAAGAGUUACUGGAUUGGAUUAUCAUAUGAUACAAGAAGAAAAUGGCAAUGGAUUGAUGAUGGCCCAUCUAAACUUGACUUGAACAUAAUGAAUUUCAAUCCUAACUCUAGGAGAUGUGCAUUUCUGUCUAAAACAAGAAUAGAUGAUGCUGGAUGUGAUCAACUCUACCACUGUGUCUGUGAGAAGAGAAUUUCCAUUCCCUGAUUCACUGUCCAGCAAAUGAUAAAGGAAAAAUGGAGUGUGCUGAUGCUCAUGUGUUUACUGUAAUAAUCUGCGACUUCCCAUGAACAAGUGUUUUGGUCACAGGACUUAGUCCUCUGUGCACACAGAGAUGACCUGGAAGAUGCUGGGAAUGGUCUCCAGAAUCAGACAUGACAGCACAGAGGCCACUUUCCUUCCUGGAUGAGAAAAGAUAUAGCUACUCUGGUGCAUGGACACCCUUUGCUCCCAGCCCCUGAAAAAUCUGCUCUUUCUGUUUUUUACACACCCAUAGAACUAAAUAAAGAACCGUAAUAAACAGCCUGAGUAUUUCAUUAUCAAUA
Mesocricetus auratus (golden hamster) is the source of this 1287-nucleotide messenger RNA. Its product is annotated as killer cell lectin-like receptor 2. The transcript has 7 exons. The record is from RefSeq and is a predicted model, not a curated record. The coding region runs from base 176 to 949 and encodes 257 amino acids. NCBI's taxonomy places the organism in Eukaryota, Metazoa, Chordata, Mammalia, Rodentia, Cricetidae.